AUGAUUGUGUUAGUGAUCGUCCUGUGCAUCACGGAUGGAGUGCUCGCUCAGAUACGCUACUCUGUGCCGGAGGAGGCGGACCAUGGCACCUUGGUGGGGAAUAUCGCCGAGGACCUGGGACUGGACCUCACCAAGCUGGCCUCCCGCCGGUUCCAGGUCGUGCCCAGCUCUCGCACGCCCUACCUGGAGGUGAACUUGGAGAACGGCGUCCUGUUCGUGAGCGAGAAGAUCGACCGGGAGCAGAUCUGCAAGCAGAGCGUCAGCUGCCAGCUCAACAUGGAGGUGUUCCUGGAGAACCCGCUGGAGCUGUUCCGGGUGGAGAUCGAGGUGGUGGACAUCAACGACAACCCGCCCAGCUUCCCGGAGACGGACAUCACGGUGGAGAUCUCGGAGAGCGCCACCCCGGGCACCCGCUUCCCCCUGGAGAGCGCCUUCGACCCGGACGUGGGCUCCAACGCGUUACGCACAUACGACAUCACCACGAACAACUUCUUCUACCUGGACGUGCAGACCCAAGCGGACGGGAACAAGUUCGCCGAGCUGGUCCUGGAGAAGCCGCUGGACCGGGAGCAGCAGGCGGCGCACAGGUACGUGCUGACCGCGGUGGAUGGCGGGCAGCCUCCGCGCACCGGCACCGCGCUGCUGGUGGUCAAAGUGCUGGACUCCAACGAUAACGUCCCGGUGUUCGACCAGCCCGUCUAUACGGUGAGCCUCCCGGAGAACGCGCCGGUGGGCACGCUGGUCCUGCAGCUGAACGCCACCGACCUGGACGAGGGGCUGAACGGGGAGAUAGUCUACUCCUUCAGCAACCACAUCUCCAGCCGCGUGAAGGACUUGUUCAGCAUGGACCCGCGCACCGGGCGCAUCGAGGUGCGCGCCGAGGUGGACUUCGAGGAGAGCGGCCUCUACCAGAUCUUCGUCCAGGCCAAGGACAUGGGGCCGAACGCCGUGCCCGCGCACUGCAAAGUGCUGGUCAAAGUCCACGACCUGAACGACAAUGCCCCGGAGAUCAGCUUCAGCACCGUCACCGAGUCGGUGAGCGAGAAGGCGGCCCCCGGCACCGUGAUCGCGCUGCUGAGCGUCACGGACCGCGACGCGGAGGAGAACGGUCAGAUCGACGUGGAGAUCCUCGGUGACGUCCCGUUCAAAUUAAAAUCCUCCUUCAGGAAUUAUUUCACCAUCCUGACGGACGGCCCGCUGAACCGGGAGCUGGCGGAGUCCUACUCGGUCACGGUGGUGGCGCGGGACAAAGGGUCCCCCUCCCUCACCACCAGCAAGUCCAUCCGAGUCCAGGUGUCCGACGAGAACGACAACGCGCCCACUUUUACGCAGAGCAUAUAUGAUGUGUAUGUGACAGAGAAUAACGUGCCAGGGGCGUACAUCCACGCGGUGACGGCUCUGGACACGGACAUCGGGCAGAACGCGCUCAUCAGCUACUCCAUAUUAGAGUGUGACAUCCAGGGCAUGUCGGUGAAAACCUACGUGUCCAUCAACGAGGAGACGGGCUACCUGUACGCGCUCAGGUCCUUCGACUAUGAGCUGCUGAAGGAUUUCACUUUCAUGGUCCAAGCCAAAGACGCGGGCACCCCGGAGCUCUCCUCCAACGCCACAGUCAAAGUCAUCAUCGUGGAUCAGAACGACAACGCUCCGCUGGUGUUGGCCCCCCUGGGAAAGAACGGCACGGCCCGGGAGCCGCUGCCCCGCUCCGCCGAGCCGGGCUACCUGGUGACCCGCAUCGUGGCCAUGGACGCGGACGACGGCGAGAACGCGCGGCUCUCCUACAGCAUCCAGCGGGGGAACGAGAACGGCAUGUUCCGGAUGGACUGGAGGACGGGCGAGCUACGCACGGCGAGGAGGGUCUCGGUCAAGCGGGACCCCCACCAGCUGUACGACCUGCUGAUCGAGGUGAGAGACCACGGCCAGCCGCCGCUGUCCUCCAGCGCCAGCGUGAUGGUCGUGCUGGUGGACAGUGUGGCGGAGGGCCACGGCAGCGGGGACAGGGGGGGCGCUGCCAAGGCCAAGGAGGGCACCCUGGACCUCACCCUGAUCCUCAUCAUCGCCCUGGGCUCCGUCUCCUUCAUCUUCCUCCUGGUCAUGAUCGUGCUGGCCGUGCGCUGCCAGAAGGACAAGAAGCUCAACUUCUACACCUGCCUGAGCAGCGAGUGCUGCCUGGGCUGCAGCUCCUGCUGCUCGCACCAGGGCCGGGCGCGCAAGAAGAAGCUCAGCAAGUCGGAUAUCAUGCUGGUGCAAAGCGCUGUUAACGUGAGUGGACCCAGUUCCACUCAAGUCCCCGUGGAGGAGUCCGGGAGCUUCGGCUCCCACCACCAAAACCAGAACUAUUGCUACCAGGUAUGUCUGACUCCAGAGUCUGCCAAAACCGACCUCAUGUUCCUAAAGCCGUGUAGUCCCUCUAGGAGCACAGACACCGAGCACAACCCGUGCGGGGCCAUAGUCACAGGGUACACAGACCAGCAGCCUGACAUCAUAUCAAACGGCAGCAUUUUAUCAAGCGAGACCAAACACCAACGAGCUGAACUCAGCUACCUGGUCGACAGGCCAAGACGUGUCAACAGCUCGGCGUUCCAGGAGGCCGACCUGGUGAGCUCCAAAGACAGUGGCCACGGAGACAGCGAGCAGGGAGACAGCGACCACGACGCCACUAAUCGAGGCCAUUCCUCAGGUGCUGAUCUGUUCUCUAACUGCACGGAGGAGUGCAAGGCCCUGGGCCACUCCGACCGCUGCUGGAUGCCGAGCUUCAUGCCCUCCGACGGGCGCCAGGGGCCGGACUACCGCAGCAACCUCCACGUGCCUGGCAUGGACUCUGUCCCCGACACAGAGGUAUUUGAAAGCCCAGAGCAAACGGCCGAUAAGUCAUUCUCCACCUUUGGCAAAGAGACACACCACCACAGCUCCUUAGAGAGGAAAGAGUUGGAGGCAUUUCUGCCUAGCUCCAGAACACCUUGUAACCCGGCUCAUUUGACGAGGAAAAGGGUUUGCUAG
This is a messenger RNA of Limanda limanda (common dab), 3000 nucleotides long. RefSeq names its product protocadherin 10b (gene pcdh10b). The coding region runs from base 1 to 3000 and encodes 999 amino acids. Gene Ontology annotation, molecular function: calcium ion binding. The record is from RefSeq and is a predicted model, not a curated record. NCBI's taxonomy places the organism in Eukaryota, Metazoa, Chordata, Actinopteri, Pleuronectiformes, Pleuronectidae. Gene Ontology annotation, biological process: homophilic cell-cell adhesion. The transcript has 6 exons. Gene Ontology annotation, cellular component: plasma membrane.